Messenger RNA from Thermochaetoides thermophila DSM 1495, 1782 nucleotides. RefSeq lists its product as uncharacterized. The coding region runs from base 1 to 1782 and encodes 593 amino acids. NCBI's taxonomy places the organism in Eukaryota, Fungi, Ascomycota, Sordariomycetes, Sordariales, Chaetomiaceae. The record is from RefSeq and is a predicted model, not a curated record. The transcript has 4 exons.
AUGACAGCAACAAACUUGAGAACUCCGUUUUACCCUUUGCAAACGCAAUAUCAUCGGCAAACUCAUCGUAUUCGAGAUACUGGACGACAGCGAGACUCAACCGUCGCUUUGACAAUAGCACCACACAAGUCAGACGAGAGAAACAUCAUCCAGCGCCGAUUCCAGUUCCAGCUCCAGCUCAGGGGGAUCCACGACGACCACUUCCAAAGAGCCCAAGUGUUCGGUGAGAUUUUCAAAACUCCUCCAAAUGAACAACUGCUGAUCGAACUGCAGAGUUUCGACGCUUUCCAAACUUGCAGCACCAAAGGCGACUACGGCAAGUGUCUCUCUACAGCUUCUCCCAAUUCCUGUGGCUGUGAACAUGGCAUCAAAUACCUUGACUGCGUAGAAGAUGCACUCGAGAAGUCCAAAUGUCACUUUUUUGUCGGUAUCACAGAUUGGUCAGCGUGGGAACGAACCUGGGUCCAGGAGGCUUGCUCAACCCCUCCCAGUUCGGUCAUGACUGAGCUCAAGCAGCCAACAACCGUCGAAGUCUCCUACGCCACCGUUCCCAUGGUCACACUCACCUCAACUCCAACCUCCCUUCUCGACUUGAUUACCCUCCCCCCACACAUCAUCACCGCAACUCCAACUCUCACCUCCCUCGGUGCACCCCUCCUCUUCGACUCAGCAGGCGACGCCAACCCCUGCGCGACACCACGCUACACCCUUCUUCACGCAGGUGACAUAGUCUUUUACGCCGCCUUCGUCGGUUGCGGCGCCGACAAGCCUGAGUGUUGUCCCUGGGAGGUGGCUACUACCACUACAGAGCUGCCACUCGGGAGCACAGAAGGAGGAGGGGCUCCGGCAGGGGAUAGGUUCAAGGUGAUUGUGCAGGGUGGGCCGGGGCAGCUGCCGCUGCCGAAGGAUCUGGCGAAGGAGGGGAAACUGGAAAGGUGUCCCGGGGAUUACUAUACCGUUAGGGGAGAGGGUAUUUGUUGUCCUAAUGGCUACUUCAAAUUCACCCGCACGAUCGCCUCCCAAACCGCGUGUUUCUCUUCCCUCAAAGAUGCAGCUACCCCCCCUCCCGUAACCUCGGGCCUAGCCGCCAACCCAACCGACACCCUCCUCCCCACCUCUGCAAUCCUCAACCUCGCCUGGGCAAUGGCCUUCAACACCACCCAAGACAACGAUGACCCUCCCGUCUCAACCGGCGCAGCCGUCGGCAUCGGCAUCGCCGCCGCCCUCGUCCUUUUCUCAUUCGUUGGCCUGCUCCUAUUCUGGUUUCUCCGUCGCAGACGACAUCAACGCCUCGCGAGAGGCGAAAUCCCGCCCACUAGGGAGAAAGAGGCAAAUCGUCUCACCGGUGCUACGAUUCACUCAAAUAUGCAAUUCCGACCGUACUCAGAAGGUCCCCCACGCCUAGAAAUUCGUUCUGUCUCCCGGGGCAUGCCAACCAUAACAGUCUCUCCCUACGACGACCAGAUGCAGGCCCACCGCGAUCACGACAUCUACCCUUACCGUGACCACGUCACAGAAGGGAUGACGUACACAAGGGGAUACCAUGCCCCACCAACGGCUUCGGUAUCAACCCCUAGCUCCCCUCCAUCACAUUAUUCUGCUCCAUCACCUCCGAUCUCACCCCCUCCUCAGGAUAUAGGGAUAGGGACUGUUCCUGGCGCAGAACAAAAGGGGUCGUAUUGGACUGAGACGGAAGAGAAUAUGGGGAGUUAUUGGGCUAGGAAGAGGGAUUAUCAAAUUCACGACCAAACACUACCACCACGUCGGACAUCCUCGAGAUAG